AUGGAGAUAUUGGAGAUGAUGGUAGAUCUUUACAAUGCUACCAGCAUCGCGCAAGAUAAUAGCUAUGUAGAAUCGAAAACAUCAUCAACCAAGAAUGUAUUUAAUAGUGCUGCAUUUGUUGGAAGUGUUCAGAUGAUUGAAUAUCUUUGUAAGGAGAGAUUGGAAGACUUGCAACAUAGUGAUUUGUAUAUGAUGGCAAUUGAUGCUGGCCAAGUCGAAACUGUUCGAUAUCUUAUUGCUAAUUUUAGUCAUCUUAAAGACGUCGACAAAUGCAAAUCUUCAUCGGGAACUGUUAGACUUCCACUAGACUUUGCAUUGACCAAGAAGAAUACCGACAUUACCAUUAUGUUGAUUGAGGCAAAUUGUAAAACCAAUUUCACAAACAUACUUGGAACUGUUGCCAAUUACUAUGGUGAUUGCAAGUUGAUGGAUUAUCUAUAUUCUAGAGGUCAUAGAUUGGAAUCAUAUCCAUUGGAUGAUGUUACAAUGUUCGAUAGUAUUCUAUGGUUGGAUCAUCAUGGUUGUCAACUUACUGCUACAGUAGAGACAAUGGAUAAUGUAAUCCCCAAAAGAUACUCCAUAAUACAUUUAUUCGAACCAAAUACUUUUCUAACUGAAUGCCUAAAUAUUACUAAAUAUCUACAUUUCAAUAGAAGUGAAGGUUGUACUACUAAAGCAAUGGAGAAUGGUUCAAGAUAUGGAUCUCUUGAAAUUAUUCGAUUUCUUCAUGAAAAUAGAACUGAAGGGUGUUCAGAGUAUGGAAUGAAUGUUGCUGCUUUUAAUGGAUUUUUGGAUAUUCUAAAAUACAAACAUUACAAUAAAAUUGGUGGAUGUUCAAAGCCUGCUAUGGAUAAUGCUACCGGUUUCGGACACUUUGAAAUUAUACAGUUUCUCCACUAUAAUAGGAGUGAAGGUUGUAGUGGAAGAGCUAUGGACAAUGCUUGUUCCAAUGGUCAUUACAUAUUGCAAAGUUUUUGCAUGAAAAUAGAACUGAAGGAUGUUCAAAAAGAGCAAUGGAUAUGGCAAUUCACAAUGGUGAUUUGGAAUGCGUUAAGUUCCUCCAUUUCAAUAGAACAGAAGGUUGUUCAAAAGAUAACAGAACGUUGCACAAAGAAUACUAUAUAUCAAAUUCUAAAAUCAAAACACGUCAAUCUUGAGAAUAUCCAAUGGCUUCAUCGGAAUUACUGCGAAUUUAGAUCUCUCAUCAUUCAGAUUAAAUAUUAUUUCGAUUCCAACAAGUAUGAUAUAAUUGAAUGGGUUCUCAAAUUCAAUGAAUACACAAUAGAUAUAAUCGAGCAACAACUUUCGCACCUGAAAGUUAAAUUCCCACAUUCACAUGAAGGGUCAAUCCAAAUAGUAUUACAAUAUAUAAAUUCAAAAAGGAAACAAUAA
Molecule: messenger RNA, 1392 nt
Organism: Heterostelium album PN500
Lineage: Eukaryota; Evosea; Eumycetozoa; Acytosteliales; Acytosteliaceae
Exons: 2
Coding region: 1-1392 (463 amino acids)
Source: RefSeq, a predicted model, not a curated record